AUGGCCCCCUCCACGCCCGAAGACGCCGCCGCCGCCGCCUCCUCCCUCAACUCCAAGCUGAAGUCCCUCCCCGUGCCGACCCCCCACAUCCCCGAGUCCAAAGACGAGCUCAAGGCCGACGCCGCCGCCGCGACCUCCGGCCUCGCCGCCCAGCUGCGCUCCCUCGCCGCCGGCGGCUUCGGCGGCGUCUGCGCAGUCGUCGUCGGCCACCCCUUCGACCUCGUCAAGGUCCGCCUCCAGACCGCCGACCGCGGCGUCUACUCGGGCGCCAUCGACGUCGUCAAGAAGAGCAUCGCCCGCGAUGGCCUCAGGCGUGGGUUGUACGCCGGCGUCAGCGCGCCCUUGGUCGGUGUCACGCCCAUGUUCGCCGUCUCCUUCUGGGGCUACGACCUAGGCAAAACCCUCGUCCGCACCUCCCCCGACGCGCCCCUCUCCAUCGCCCAGGUCUCCGCCGCAGGCUUCUUCUCCGCCAUCCCCAUGACCGCCAUCACCGCCCCCUUCGAGCGCGUCAAGGUCAUCCUGCAGGUCCAGUCGCAGCGCCUCCAGCCCGGCGAGAAGCCCAAAUACAACGGCGGCCUCGACGUCGUCCGCUCCCUCUACCGCGAGGGCGGCCUGCGCUCCGUCUUCCGCGGCUCCGCCGCCACCCUCGCCCGCGACGGCCCCGGCUCCGCCGCCUACUUCGCCGCCUACGAGUACAUCAAGCGCCGGCUCACCCCCAAGGACCCCGUCUCCGGCAAGCCCUCGGGCGAGCUCAGUUUGUUGGCUAUUACUGCUGCGGGCGCGGCGGCUGGUGUGGCCAUGUGGAUCCCCGUGUUCCCGGUCGAUACCGUCAAGUCGCGCCUGCAGACUGCCGAGGGGAACGUCACGCUCGGCGGCGUGGUGAGGGAGGUGUACGGCCGGGGCGGUGUGAAGGCCUUCUUCCCUGGUUUCGGCCCCGCGCUCGCGAGAGCCGUGCCGGCGAACGCUGCUACGUUUUUGGGUGUUGAGUUGGCGCACCAGGCUAUGAACAAGGCUUUUGGGCACUAG
Messenger RNA from Colletotrichum chrysophilum, 1026 nucleotides. RefSeq lists its product as uncharacterized. Gene Ontology annotation, cellular component: mitochondrial envelope. The record is from RefSeq and is a predicted model, not a curated record. Gene Ontology annotation, biological process: carnitine transmembrane transport; mitochondrial transport. The transcript has 2 exons. Gene Ontology annotation, molecular function: O-acyl-L-carnitine transmembrane transporter activity. Bases 1 to 1026 code for a protein of 341 amino acids. NCBI's taxonomy places the organism in Eukaryota, Fungi, Ascomycota, Sordariomycetes, Glomerellales, Glomerellaceae.